ACAAAUUAUUUAUUUCCUGAUGCUAUUGGCCUGUGUGCCAGCUGUUAUUGAUUCAAAGCUCGAACACUCAACGUUGAGGCAUGCUUUAGAGCAGACACUGUGUUUCAAACUGGUCAAUUUUGACGGCAAGCAAGGAAAAGUUGAUUAUCAAGUCAAAUUUGCAAGCAGAUUAUCUGAUGUGCAAACUUCCAUUGAUUCCGAUCCUAUUUGUGAAGAACCUGAGGCAAAUGUGAAUAAAUGUCAAUGGAGAAUUCCUAAUCAUGGAUUUGACAUGUGA
Messenger RNA from Funneliformis mosseae, 277 nucleotides. NCBI's taxonomy places the organism in Eukaryota, Fungi, Glomeromycota, Glomeromycetes, Glomerales, Glomeraceae. The record is from the annotation of a GenBank genome assembly.